Molecule: messenger RNA, 1492 nt
Organism: Ilex paraguariensis (yerba mate)
Lineage: Eukaryota; Viridiplantae; Streptophyta; Magnoliopsida; Aquifoliales; Aquifoliaceae
Source: the annotation of a GenBank genome assembly
GAAUGUGCUCUGCUAGAAUCUAUGAACUUCUGCAAUCAGAAGUUCGACAGUUGAUUUGAUGCCAAUUUCUGUUCAAAGGCGACAUGGAUGUAAUGCAGAGAAUUUUUGUAUACAUAGCAGAGUUUUUCUCUUCAAAAAUUGAACUCGUCGCACCCAAUUUCUAGCAUAAUUAAUCAAGUGAGGGCUGAACUAAUGAGACAUGUUGGUUAUGCAGGUUGGAUAUUCAUCACCUGCUCAGUCUGGAAUCAUAGAUGACUUUGGAAUCUCUUUGGCAGAGUAUGCAGUUUUUGGAUCAAUAUUGACAAUUGGAGCAAUGGUUGGUGCUGUAAUGAGUGGAAAGAUAGCAGAUCUCAUUGGACGGAGGGGUACAAUGGGAUUCUCGGAUAUUUUCUGUCUCAUUGGGUGGCUUGCAAUUGUAUUUGCAAAGGGUUCUUGGUGGCUCAACCUUGGAAGAUUGUCUAUAGGAUAUGGAAUUGGGCUUCUUUCAUAUGUGGUAAUUGCAGUACCCGUAUACAUAGCAGAAAUUACACCUAAGGAUCUUCGAGGAGCAUUUGCAGCAACAAAUCAGUUGAUGAUAUGUUGUGGCGUAUCCGUAAUGUAUCUCAUAGGAACUGUCAUCUCGUGGCGCACCUUGGCUCUAAUAGGGACUAUUCCAUGUAUACUACAGCUUCUGGGUCUAUUUAUCAUCCCAGAGUCUCCGAGGUGGCUGGCAAAGAAGACUCGGGGUAAAGAUUGUGAAGCUGCUCUACAGCGCCUUAGGGGGAAUAAUGCCAAUAUCUCUGAAGAAGCAGCAGAAAUUAGGGAUUAUAUAGAAACCCUUCAACGGCUAUCAGACUCUAGAAUGCUUGAAUUGUUCAAUCGGAAGUACACUCACUCACUCAUUGUUGGAGUUGGACUUAUGGUUUUGCAACAGUUUGGAGGAGUCAAUGCAAUUGCCUAUUAUGCAAGUGCUAUUUUUGUGUCUGCUGGGUUUUCGAGUGGGAUUGGUAGUAUAGCAAUGGUUUUUGUUCAGGUUCCAGUGACAUUGCUGGGUGUACUCUUAAUGGACAAAACUGGACGAAGACCGCUCCUUAUGGUUUCUGCAGCUGGAACCUGCUUGGGUUGCUUCCUUAUAGGAUUGUCAUUCUUAUUACAGGAUCUUCAGCUGUGGAAGGAUUUCAGUCCCGUUCUGGCGCUUGGUGGUGUAUUGGUGUUUACAGGAUCUUUCUCAUUAGGCAUGGGAGGAGUCCCGUGGGUUAUAAUGGCGGAGAUAUUUCCUAUGAAUGUGAAAGGUGUAGCUGGAAGCCUGGUGACAGUAGUUAACUGGUUUGGUUCUUGGAUUAUUUCAUAUACUUUUAACUUCUUAAUGGAAUGGAGCUCUGAAGGAAUCUUUUUCAUAUUUUCAAUCAUAUGUGCCUUAACCAUCCUGUUCGUUGCAAAGCUGGUUCCAGAGACUAAGGGGCGCACAUUAGAAGAAAUACAAGCAUCUAUGAAUUCAUUCAGAGCGAAAUGA